GGGGCAGCCCCCGGCGGGGUCCUCGGGCGCAGGCGUGGGGUCCUCGGGCGGAGCCGGGGAGCGGGGAGGGGGCGGCUAUGUUGGGCCGCGGGGCGGCGGGGGGCUGCGGCCUCCUGCUGCGGGCGGCGAGCCGGGCCCUGAGCCUCAGCCACAGCCGGGGGACGGUGGUGGUGGAGCGAUGGUGGCAGGUCCCGCUCAGCAAAGAGGCGAGGCACCGCAUCUACAGGCUGCUGGAGGACAGCAAGCACCUGCCCAAGACGAAUUUGGAGCUGAUCCUCAGCCAGUCGGUGGAGAAUUUGGGGAACCGGGGAGACAUGGUCAGUGUGAAGAAAUCGGUGGGUCGUAACAAGCUCCUGCCCCAGGGGCUGGCUGUCUACGCCUCGCCGGAGAACAGGAAGAUGUUUGAGGAGGAGAAGAAAUUACGCCAAGAAGGGAAGCUGGAGGCACUCCAAACCCAGAGUGGAGAGAAGACCAUCAAGUUCCUCAAGAGCUGCCGCCUCGAGGUGGGCAUGAAAAACAACGUCAAGUGGGAGCUGAACAACGAAAUCGUGGCUCGCCACUUCUUCAAAAACCUGCGGGUUUUUGUGCCUCCCCAUGCGCUGAAGCUGCCGGAGGAGCCCAUCACCAGGUGGGGCGAGUACUGGUGCGACGUGACGGUGAACGGGCUGGAGACGGUGCGGGUGCCCAUGUCCGUGGUGAAGUUCUUGCGGCCCAAGACCAAGCGCUACAAGCACUGGCUGGCACAGCAGCAGGCCCAGCUGGCGGCGCGGAGGGAGGCACUGCUCUGAGCCCGGGGUGGGGGCCCCACCAGCCCCCCUGGACCCCAGUUUGCUACCGGGCACCGCUCCUGGCCUCCCCAGCUCCUCCUGGAUCCGGCCCAGCAGCUCUGGCUGGGUGAAGUACGCUGCGGGGGGGUGGGCAGAGGGGUGAGUGGGAGGCCGGACCCCCUCCCCGCUGCCCCACCCCCCCAGUGCCACCCCCCUCACCUGCGGCGAACUCCAGGACAUCGUCAGGUCGCUGGAGCAGCAGCUCCCUGCAAGGGGGGGGGCAGGGGUUUGGGGGCCGUUUUCGUGUGGUUUCCCGCAACGGAAAAUGGCAAUUUUUUUUUUUUUU
This is a messenger RNA of Harpia harpyja (harpy eagle), 1113 nucleotides long. It is a transcript of the gene MRPL9, whose product is annotated as mitochondrial ribosomal protein L9. The record is from RefSeq and is a predicted model, not a curated record. Gene Ontology annotation, biological process: translation. NCBI's taxonomy places the organism in Eukaryota, Metazoa, Chordata, Aves, Accipitriformes, Accipitridae. Gene Ontology annotation, molecular function: structural constituent of ribosome. Gene Ontology annotation, cellular component: mitochondrion; ribosome.